CUCAAUGCGAGUUGGUAAAUACUGAAUGAAAUAUUAUCUGAAAUGGUAUUUGGGAAAAGCUAAUGGAAAGCUGUGUUUCUAUCUACAAAGAGUGGUUUUCUUCUUUCCCCCAGCUGAUAGUAAAACAUGAACCCUAUAGUCCAGCCUGUAAUAUCUUUACUCACUUUUCCAUUUUCCCACAGUCUUAAGUGUCAGCUACAAUAUCUUUUCCUGUUCAUUCCUUUGAAGCCUGCCUUAGCUUAUUCUGGCCUGUGUUGGUGAUGGACAAAUCCAACAUCUGUUUGAGCAGGAUAGGUGAUUAAUGGAGAAUGUGUGUGCACGCUAUUUCAAAGAAGAUAAAUGGGCACCUGGGGCAGUUUAUGCCUGUCAGCUGGAGGAGGGUACAAAGGAAUGCUGCCAACUGAAAAAAAACAAGUGGAAAUGCCAGCAGAUCAAAUAAAACAACUGAAAGAAAAAUUCUUGUAAGGUUGAAAAUGUAGAUUUUUAGAAUUGAAUGCUUAGCACUUCUGAGUGGUCUUUUUUAUCGGUUCUCCCAUGCCUUUAGCCAGUUUCUCGUAUUGAAAAACUUUCUUGUAAAUAGCACAAUAUCGUGUAGGAUAAAGGAAACCUUACAUGAGAAAAGAUGGCAGUAUUUUCAACUUCAAGACAUUUAAAAGCUAGAAUAAGACAAUCUAUGUAGCUGUUUAGCAGAUGCUGUAAAUGAUUCACCAAGAUGUUUGCAAAAGCAACACGGAAUUUUGUGAGAGAAACGGACAGCGGAGGUGAUUUGAUCCCUGUUUCCCAUUUGAACGCCUCAGACAAGCUGCAGCUUCUGAGCUUAGUUACAAAGAGGAAGAAAUUCUGGUGCUGGCAGAAGCCCAAGUAUCAUUUCUUGGCAGUCUCGUUGAGUGAUGUGCUUACUGAAGACAAACCUAUAAAACCAGUAAUUGUGGAAUCUGACUUUGCAAAAUAUAUGGGGAAAUUUGAAGAUGUUGUCCAAGGAGGUAUUGAAACUUCAUUUGGAAAGAUCAGCCUGGGAGCCAGAGCAAAGGGCUGUGUGGAAAGCCAGUCCUCCUUUGGGAACCUGAGGAAACAAGAGGUUGACUUGCAGCAGCUUAUGAAAGAUGUCAAGGACAGAAUGAUAAAUUUAAAUAGUAGUUUACUGCAACAAGUAAUAGAACGAAAGCGUGAAGUACUGUGCAUCUUGAGGGAGAAGAUAAUAACAACACAAAGGUGUACAAUAUCUGAACAUGUCCAGACAGAAGAAAAAGUCAGCGGUCUGCUGGGAUGCAGUACGAAGAUAGUGCAGGUUUCAGUGAGUGACAGUGGAAGUAUGAUGAAGGAUUCCAGCGUGAUUCUCGAGAUUCCUCCUGCAACCACUAUUGCCUAUGGUGUAAUUGAACUGUUUAUAAAGUGUGAUGGGCAGUUUGAAUUCUGUCUGCUAGAUGAACAGCAAGGAGGUUUUGAAAGAGAAAGCUCAGAGGGUUCGGCGUCACCCCACUCAGUGCUGUUCAGUGACACUUCGUUCCUGUAUCACCCAGAUGCUGUUGAUAAUGGGAUGCACUCUGGGGCUGACAGCCCCAUUCCCAGCCACGCUUCUUUAAGUGUGUUGAAAGAAGGUCUGUCACAGCUGAAGGCUCAGUUCCAACCCUUUGUGAAGCUGCCAGAAGACAAGCAAAGAGCUUUAUAUAAAAGUCUGUGCGAACUCCUGCUGCAUGAAGAAACAUUAACUGCCCUGGAAGAUGUGUUAGAUGCUCUGUGUGCAGGAGACAAGCCAGACCUGAAGGAGUUAAAACCUGCACAGCAGCAGGACCUGGCUGACUUCCUCCAGCUGGUGGGGUGCAGUGUACAGGAUGAGCUAUUGUUGCAGAAUUAUCAGCUUCAAGAUGAAGAACUGCUCUCAGCUGUUCACCUCCUCAUCAGUGCUAUCUCUGAGCUGUCUGAUUACACUCUUGUCCUGCUGCGUGCCUGCUCUGAUCUACAGGUUGUUCCGGCAUUGUGUUGCUUGCCUUACAUCGCUUCAGCUGAUGGCACCUUGGCACUGAGCAGUCCUUUGGUGGCAACUCUCACUGACAGAGGAAGAUUUGAUGUUGUGCAAAGGCUUUUUGCUUCAACGAACAUUAAUUUGGAGAAGACAGAGUCUUCUGUAAAAGCUGUAACUAUGAGAGAACCCAGAUUCUUCCCACUUGUUCUUUAUGUUGCGCUUUGCGGGCUUCACAGUUUGAGUGGGGCUGUAGAGGAGCUUUUCUGAGCACUGCCCUCCCUGUUCUUCCUUGUGUAGCUUUGCAGUGUAGCGCUGAUGCUUGUGAGCAUGUGAGAGCCCUGGGGUUGAGUUUUCAGGGCUCUGAAGCCAGGUGGCACAGGGCAGCACAGGCAAGGAGUGAGCACACUGCUGCUCUGCAGCUCCACUAAGGUUUGUCUGCAGUGGAAAAUACAUAAAUAAGUAAAUAAGGGAUGCAGGGGAAGAAGGAAAAAAAAGAUGAGCCUGGAAGAGAAACUGAACAUAGCUAUUCUGAUAGUUGUCAGAACUGCAGAGCAGUGGAAGCCUGAUUGCUUGCAUUAAUAUGCGUGGGAGAAAACUGCAAAGUACAAACUGCUUUUUGUAAGCAAGCGAGCAAAAAGGCUGUGGAAAUGUAGCAUCGUGCAAUGCAGUACGUGCUUUGCUCACUCAAGACCUGACGUGCAGAAUACCUUCACUCUGGAGGAUGUGAAGUGGAGGGCACUUCAUUAGGUUUUUCUUCAUUAAGUGUAGUUUGGCUUUAUGGAUGUGAGCUGCACACUGCAGGAAAUAAUGAACUCUUUUUUUUUUUUUUCCAAAACUGAGACCACCUUAGGGAUUUCUACCUCUUUUCCAAUAAGUUUUUACUAAGCUUAGCAAGUUUCAGCUGCUUACAUUGUAUUUUGAACUUUCUCUUUGAGAUACGGUGAUGCCUUCUGGUAUGUGCAUAGCAGAAGUCCUUGCUGCACUCCACAAAGCAAUCAUUUUACCCAUGUGACACUUCCAGUGUUUUGCUCGUGUCUUUCACUAACAGCAGAGCUUUAUAGCACAGUUAAUGUAAAGCACUUUGUGCUUUGAACUGUUCUGCCUUUUUUUGAUCAUAAUUUUCUGUGAUCAUGGAAAUGGGACAGAAGUGCAGGAGAGAUCACUGUAAAUGCAGGAAGCUGUUCCAAUGAAGCAGGCUCUUGGUGCUUUUAGCCAGCACUGGGGGAUGGUUGACACUUAGGCACCUGGAAGGAGAGGUGCUCAGACUGAGGUGGUGGUGUUUCAGUGUCUCAUUUGUAAUGUGAGUGUGAAGUGAAGCUGAUGGUUUUGGCCCAAUGCUGCACUGGUGCGUACGGAAAUGCCCUGAGAGCACCUUACCCUGCUUGUGUGAGUUGUGUGUCUGUACAUGGGAAGGUUUGCUUUUGCCAACUGCUUGUAAGCAAGUUGCCUCUGUAAUUGUUUUAUCAGAAUUUUGUAUUUAAUGUCAUGGAUGUCAGGACAGUAGAAUAAUUUUAAAAGUCAAUUUGCGUGAUUUCCAUUCAUCUUUUUUCUGAUUCCAGUCCUUUUCUUGGCUUUGAAAGUUGGUGCGUGCAGACAGCAAGAAGAUGCGUGUGACUCCACGUAGUGCUGCUGUCCACGUACCCUGAUUUUACUCUUGUUGUAAACCUUGUAUGUGCUGCACUUAACUGCUUUCAGGGUUGGUGGGCUGUACUGAAGGGGAUGAGGGGGUUUGUGAGGGGAUUUGUUUGCAUAGGAAAAAGACCCCCAGGUAUUCUAUAGAAACUGUUACAAAAAAAAAGGCAUUGGUUGCACAGGGCAGCCACCAGGCGUGGGUCUGCCCUUUUCUGUGCUCUCUGUCCUUCUGAAAGUAGCAUCUUUCUGCACAUGAACAUUCAAAAUAGCUCAGGCUGGGGAUACGUAAAUCCAAAGAGGCAGCAGCAGCAAUGAGUCUCUCUCCAUCUAAGUUUUGUUCUCCCCUUCCCUAAGCUAAAUGAGGAGAGCCUCUUCAGGGACCCUGGCUGCACUGAUCCAAAUGAAUUCAGAUUCUACUCAGCGCAUCCUGGCUGAAGCAGUGAUUGCUUGUGACAGGCUGGCCUCGUACAGAAAGCGCUCCUUCAAGGUUAGCUGGGGUCUUCCCUAGAAAACAGAGGUGGUAAGAGGGCACUGGGGUCCUUCAGGAGAGGUUGGCGCUUCAUUUCACUCUCAGCUGUCUCUCCCUUGUUGCUUCCUGAUACACUUGCCUUCUGCAGAAGGGGGAAGACCCCUCAGCUUUGCAUUUCAGAAUCACAUCGGGACAAGGGAAGGUGAGGUCAGCAGUUGCUUUUCAGUCUCUUUGAUUUAUUUUUUAUUUUUGUCUCCAGCAGCCUCAGCCUUGAUGUAACGAGUAAUGAGUGCUCACCUUGUGGUGCUGCAGGCCUCAGCUGCCGGAGCUUUAUGUAUGCUGGUGAAUUACAAUGUGAACAUAGGAGACUGACACCCUUAAUAGGGUAGUGAUUAGAAAGUAAGCAGCCCCACUUUAGCAGUGGUAUUUAUAGGAUGGUUGAAGAGGCCCCAGAGUGCUCUGCAUAGGAUCUGGAAUGGGUGCAUUCAAAAGCCAAAAAGUCACAUUUCUGAACUGUGACCAACACCUUCCUUUCACGAGAGAAUCUCCAUCCUGUUUUCACCCCCUUGAAAUGAGUUUCAAAUGUUGAAUGCCAUUCAUUUCCCACCCUCCGAGCUGUAGCUGAGUCCCGGAGCUUAGCACAGGAGCACAGCCCUUCAAUCUGGAAGGAGGGCAGGGGAAUUCCACAGCACUGCUUGCCUUUUCUUCCUGGUAAGCCUUCACAGCCUGUGGAGAUCAUCUCUUAGUUAGCUACAAGUCACAGAAAGACAAAAAAAAAAUCCAACAAAAAAGAGUGUAGUUUUUCAAUAUUAAAUCUUUAUUAUAUACAAAAAUAUUUUGUUGGGAAUUAAGAGAAUUUCACAAUUUGUACAUUAAUAUUUUUACGCUUGGCUGUGUUUACUGUGAAAAUAUUAGCUGUGAAAAAGACAAAUGGGGGUUUUAGAAAACAAGUUACAAUUUAAAAAUGUCCUAUGUGGUAGCUGAUCAAUAGAAAGUCAGCCUGGUAUUGAGUCCCACCUCCUAGGCCUGCUCUAAAGCACUGUAUUCAAACAACAGUUAGCUGCUACUAAGUCAGCUUCAGUUUUGCACUAGAAAAUUUAUUUAAUAGUUAAGAUUGUUUUGUAGGAUAUUUUCAGCUAAUAGAAAGUGUUUCUUUACAGGAGAGCAGUUCUUCAACAUUUACAAGUUUUAAAUCCAGUUUAGUUUAAUAUUCUGUAGAAGGAAAAAAAAUAAUUCUUCAAAGCUUCCAAGAGGGAAAAACAGAUAUGAGAAUAAGCAAGGGAAAGAGAUGUACACUGACACUUCUAACACACAUAUUUAAAUCAAAACACUUAAACAAGGUUUGAUAGUUCUUAGCCCAGCUUGGGGUGAGAGGGUGCCAAAGUUUCUGCUUUAAAACCUAAGGAAGAGGUUCCUCCUUACUUUGGGGUACUCAAGUGUUACAUACAGGAGAUGCAUGCUGCAGGAGUCAUGGCCAGGGAAAGCUCAACAUGCAUUUUCAGUGGGGGAGAAAUCCCUUUCUGCAUCUCUCUCCAUAAGUAAUGGCACAAGAGGAACCAACACAAAUUGGUCAAAAAAACCCAAAAAAAACAGAAGAAAAACAACCCACAAGAAUUUUGCAGCCAAUGAUUUUGCUGCCACUCCCAGAACUGUACAAAGCGGUGUCAUUAAUGCUGCUCUGCACAUCAUACAAGAUGUCAAAUGACUGACAAGUUACUGGGGCUGUAGGAAGAGGUCUACCAUACUCCAGGUGAGUGCUGUCUACCCAUGGAGUGCUGACUUGCAUCAGCUGUGAAGACAGCCGAAGCUGUAGGGACAUGCAUUACCAUGGAGCUAAUGAAUAAAUGGGAGAAAAUGGUUCCAGGACUACUUUAACCCUAUUAUCAUUAUAGGCUGGUCCUAUUCCCCAUCCAACCUCUGCAUAAGCAGCGAAAGAAAAUCCAUACCCGACUACUAUGAGAAAAGGUUAAGAAUAUUGAGAACAAAAUUCACACUUACUUUAAAUGUACUGUAUCCUAUAAAAUAUAAAUAUUGCUGAAACUCUCCUUUAAAAAAAGAAGAAAAAAAAUCUAUUUGGAGGUAAAACUGCUACACAGCCUUUACCAAGCUGGCAUUUUUAUGUAAGCAGGUAAAUUCCAGCUCCAGUACCAGUAAAUGAACAAAGAAUUCAGCAGUUUAUUGUGUCAGUUUGUGGAACAGUAUCCCACUGUGGUCCAAAAUGGAGAAUUCAAGUUAGCAAAUACUGUUUUAAAUACUUGCAGUAUAUUAAUCCUAAGUUCUAUUUAUCUAUUUCUAUAUAUCUAUAAAUCAGUGUGCAAGUACACUAAUACUAUUUGGAAGCCAAAGCUGCCUCUGAAAAUUUGUUAAUUUUACAUUUUUUUUUAAUGCAAUACGAUUUUUUCUUUUGCAUCCUGUACAGGACUGCCAACAGCCACUUCCACUGUUCUUAAGUACCAAUGCUUACAUUGACCACUGUGUCCUCUGAAGGAGGCAAGGUGAGAAUCCCAGACAGUUCACAUUAGAAAGAUCGUUAAAGAUGCGAAAACCAAAAAGGGUGGGGGAAAAAACAAAGAAACCAGGGCCUCUCCACCUUCAAGCAUGACAGUCCAGCAGAGAAAUCAAAGUCCCUUUCACUGAAGAAAUCUUGUUAAUGGCCCAGGAGAUGUUUUCUGUAAGAACUACAGGGAUAUUUAAGGCAAGAGGUCUGGCAGACUAGAAGUCUCUUGUAUCAAGUGACCACUAUCACAGAUAAAUCAAUCUCUGAACACUUUUGCAGAAGAAGCAUUGUUAAACUUGGCAAUAACAACACAAUGCUUUAACACUUCAGAAUUUGGGUGAGGCAAGAAACCCUGCACGAAGUAAAUACUCGUAUUAGCAUGAUAGAUGUGACAGACUUCCACCUGUAAUUAGUGUUAAAACUGUACCUACAGGCACAAAAAGUGACUGGGCAACUACUGCAGCAGGCACUGUACAUGUUUUGAGAAUUGGCAUCUGCCUCCAAGUUCAAUCUGAAAGAUGAAGAUAGAUGAAGACUAGAUGGGAAGCCAAGGAAUAGGGAGAGAAGUUCGGGUUGGAUCAUGUUCACAGUAAUGGCUUGUGUAAAAACAUAACCCAGCUCUCCUCAUUUCCGGAGUUGUGUCUACCUGUCCUUCUCCACUGGUCCUUUCUUAAACACAGCAGAGAGGCAAACUUGGCUUCAAAGGGGCCCUAGCCUGGAAUUUUCUGUCUUUAAAAGUUAAAAGAAAACGUCCUGUUUAUUAUCUGAAUCAGUCUUAAAAAAAAAACAACCAUACAAACAAACCAUGGAACACUUCCUGAAUGCUGAGCUGCCGGCAGUUUGUACAGCAAAUCACUCAGGUGGGAUUUGAGAGGACACAAUCAGUUAGGACAGAAGAUAAGGAAAAAAAAAGUUCCAUUUGAAUCUACCAAGGAUGUGACAGAUAAUACAAACACAGAUUCAGAAAGAGUCAAUCUGCUAUCCUGCAGCUUUUGUAUGACUGAGACACAGAGCUGCACUGAUCUGAGAACUCUGCAGCCUGAGUGUACCAAACCGGGUGUAAGGCUUAUUUCCCUUGCCUGUGUCAGUACCUGAUACUGCUCCAAUUUUACCUCCAUUUUAUGCUUACAUUAUUAAAGCCCUUUGUAAGUCUAUGCAAGAUGACAUAUUACACCAAACUUUAAUUGACUGCAUGUUGUCACAUGACUUAGAACCUAAAGUAGACCUGCAGGUCUAACAGUGAGAGACAGCAAGGUAAUCACGUGGGUAUAAAUGCACCAAACAGUAUUUACAUUAAGGUUGAGACUGGUGUAGAGCUUGAGGAAUUUUUGGUGCACUUAAAGAAAUAACUUAUGGGUAUUGGCAUAUUGACUGCGGUUUUAUGUAUAGCUUUUCAUACAGAGGGCAACAACAGUGUUUCUUCUAUAAGUCUCUCUAUAUGUACAGAAUUUUACAGCACCUCCAUGCACUGUUUAAAACAUAGAAAUUACAGAUAAAUAUAGAACUUUUAGAUUGAAAUAUCUGUAUAUUUAGAAAAAUAUACAUUAGUAAACACAACAAACCAGGUUGAGAAGUGUACCAGUUCUAAAGUCUCACAUGCAGGUACAUUUCCGGAUUAAGUCAUGGGAGAUAGAAAUGUGGUUGCAGACAUGAGCGUUUUUGUUUCACCAUCCACAUACAUACAUAUACACAGACAACUAUUUGAUAAUUCACUUUUCUAAUCUACUUACUUAAAUAUUUAUCUUGUGAUACAUACCACAUAUCUUAAACAUUUAGCAGCAUCUUCGCCUCGCUCAGACACACCUAUCGUUAUUAACAGUCAAUGCAAAAGUUUUCCUGUUAUCUGGAAAAUGAAUGCUCAGUACAGAAUGAGAGACUUGACAUCCUAGCUAUUUAUCCCCCAGGAAUACUUCAAACAGCUCUUAUAUGAAAUGGCUUCCCUUGCUCAGAACUCGCCUUUCACACCAUCUUUUUCCUCACAGUGCAACGCGCAGCUCCCUGCCCAACUUCUGACUUUGCACACUAUAACAGGUGGAGUCUGGCACCACCGUGUACGUGACCAACAUGACAUCCUCAUUCCAAGACUCUCCAGGAAUGCUUUGGUUUAAUAAAAGUAACUUAUUUUCAAUCCAGUCACCCUACUGGGCAACAAUAAUCUAAGCAGAAUAUCUGAUGAAAAAAAUAAUUCCCAAACACUACACACCUGCCAGCAUGGACUCUCAGUUCGUAUGAUUUAACAAACAGAUGCAAGGAAUGUAUUUUUUCCUCCUUUGAACUCGCAUGUGACCAUCCAGUUAAAACCUGCUCUCACUUUGAUAACGGUUCUUGAAUGCAACCUUAGCAACCCACUGCUUAUUGCCUCAGAUUGUACUUCUCAUUAGCAUCUAUAUUAACAGCAGCAAAGGGUCAGCUGCUGGGCUCCACGGUGCUGACUUAAAUGUGCUUGAUUGCUGAACACCGAGUGGAGCUUAAGCGAAAGCUAAAGCUUCAGGCUUCAGCAAAUGCACAGCUACGUUCAGACUGCUUACUGUGUAGGCCCUUUGCACAGUGUGAUCUCUGAGGUGGAAAUAGGAGGAGCGAGGUUUUCGUCACUGACGCUUGGUGCCCAUGUCUCAUGGGAUUCUUUUGGCUGAGCACCUGUCUGAAAAAUGAUGACAACAAGUGGUGUUUGCAAUAUGAACCACUGUGGGGUGGAAACUGAAGAAUCAUCUCAUUCCAUUUGUUAAGGAAUAGUGAGCUCAGCCCACUUUUGGCAUCACAAACAGAGUAUUUUCUAACUCAUAAUGAAAAGGCAUCGCAUCUGUCCGGGAAGCACAUCUUAUUUACAGCACAUGUAGGUCUUCUAUGACACAGUAUACAAACACAGUUCCAUCACGUUAAGCUUAUAAUGCCAAAACGAAACCACUGAAAUAGUCAAGCAACGGCACUGCUGUCUUUGCUGCCACAUGAAACACUCCAUUUCUCAGAGCAGUCUCUGAGUGACAGGAUCACAGAACACAUCUCUGGGAAAGGCAAAUAAAGGGCUAGUGCUGAUGCUGCCACACUUAAAAGCUCUACCCAGCUUAAAUAAAACCAGAGCAAACAAAACCAACAAAGCAAAGUAGUGGCACAAAUUUUCCUUUGAAACUUUCAGAUUCCCUCCAUAAGACUGAAAUCUCCGUGUUCAGAGCCACGACAGCCCAUGCUUACACAGCUCUGACAAACAUUUUCCAAAUGCACUGCGAUCUUAAGCUGCCUCCUGCCAAACAACCAACUUCAUCAGCUUUAAAAAUCACCUGAGCAUAUAGGUGGGGUGGUUUUGCUUUUUGAGAUGUAAGCUUUUCUUAUAUCAACAGAUUCUCACGUGCAUGUAGAAGGCUUUAAGAGCUCUAGGAACCAAUACUGCUUUACAGUGUGCAGGCCUCUUUUUCUUCAGAACAACCUCUGAGGAAAUUGCCUUUUAGAGUGUUCUGUAUCACACUUUGGUGUUGAAAAAGAAUUCAGAAGCAAGGUGCCUGUCAUCAGAUGGAAGAGAAAUUAAGCAAAUAGAUGACUUCUGUUAGCCUGGAAAGCGAUGGUGAAUGUUGCUAUAUACAACAGCUAACAGGGUAAUAUAAAAUGUGAUCACAAAAAGAGCGUGUCUCAGUGACAAGCUGUAUUUUCGUUUUGUUCUUGUCAAGCAGAAACUUACAUUAGCAUAAGCUUUGAUCGAUGAACCUAACGUGACUUAUGUCUAUGAGCCUACAAAGGGGAGAACUGUCACCAAACACAAAAAGUAGUAUGCUGUAAAGCACAAAAAUUAUGAACAGCAUGGCUUUUUAGCAGUAAGCUUCCAAUUUACAAGCUACCUAAUGAAAAAAUCAAUUAAAAACACAAUGCAACAAAGAGCACAGAAAUUCCAUUACAUCACGCUCAAAAAUACAACAGUUGAUCACACAAAUUUUCCAAAAGAGAACACAAGAUAUCUCAGGAAAUUAAGCCACAGAUCACUAUUUAAACAUCAAUGAUGUCCUAAGAAAAGAAAAUUCUAGCUUGGGUUCUUUUUUUUUGUUUGUUUUUUGUUUGUUUGCUUUUUUUAAAAUCAAUGUGUUUUCACACGCAUGAAUACAACAGUCCUAAAUACUAAGCUUUACUCUACAAGGCUCCGCUAUCAGGUUCUCUCUCCAGCUAUUCAGCACUGCACUGAAUUACCUUGCAUACACGCUCCCUGCCGUAGGUACUUCCACCACAAGAGGCUUCACACGGGUUGGCUCCCAGGAACAGCUGAUGAGCAGCAUGCAAGGUAUUGCUUCGUGUGAUUUCAAGAAACACGUAAGGGAACCUACAGAACAGUUGUCUAAAUCAAGAGACACCAGGAAUUCGUGAAACAUCGAGAAUGCUUCAACAUUCAGCAGAAAGAAGCUGGAGCAAUGGAGCUGUGUCACUCGUUGCUUUUAGCAUUUGAAAUUCUACUCCUGUCAAAUCAUUACUUCAAGGAAAAAAAAAAGAAA
Molecule: messenger RNA, 11030 nt
Organism: Lagopus muta (rock ptarmigan)
Lineage: Eukaryota; Metazoa; Chordata; Aves; Galliformes; Phasianidae
Gene: GSDME
Product: gasdermin E
Exons: 10
Coding region: 713-2230 (505 amino acids)
Biological process (GO): programmed cell death
Cellular component (GO): cytoplasm
Source: RefSeq, a predicted model, not a curated record